This is a messenger RNA of Dichomitus squalens LYAD-421 SS1, 1173 nucleotides long. RefSeq names its product kinase. Gene Ontology annotation, molecular function: protein kinase activity; ATP binding. The transcript has 5 exons. Lineage: Eukaryota; Fungi; Basidiomycota; Agaricomycetes; Polyporales; Polyporaceae. Gene Ontology annotation, biological process: protein phosphorylation. Bases 1 to 1173 code for a protein of 390 amino acids. The record is from RefSeq and is a predicted model, not a curated record.
AUGAAGCUCGCCGCACCCAAGGUCCCCACGUCCAAUGCGGCGAGCGUCGAUCCCGACAACAACCUCUUGACCGUAAAUGGCUCAAACUCGGCGCCACCUACGGGCUCUGCGUCUGCGCACCGCAUGACCUACCACACCACUCUAUCCACGACGCUCGCCAAUCUAGAGCUCAACUCGGAGCACAAGUAUCACGACCUGCGGAAUGAGGACCUCAAGGACCUCAGGGAGCUGGGGCAGGGUAACGGGGGCAGUGUGAAGAAGGUCGAACAUUUGCCCACCGGAACUAUCAUGGCAAAGAAGAUUGUCUUGAUCGACGCGAAGCCCUCGGUGAGGAAACAAAUCCUCCGAGAGCUGCAAAUCAUGCACGAUUGCCAUUGCGACUACAUCAUUUCCUUCUACGGCGCAUUUAUCUCCGACCCCAAUAUCUGCAUAUGUAUGGAGUACAUGGACAAGGGCUCCUUGGACGGCAUCUACAAGAAGAUCGGCCCCAUUGAUAUCGAUGUUGUGGGCAAGGUAGCGCUCGCUGUACUCGAGGGCCUCACUUAUCUGUAUGAUGUACACCGGAUUAUCCACCGUGACAUCAAGCCCUCAAAUAUCCUCUUCAAUUCGAAGGGACAAGUCAAGAUCUGCGACUUUGGUGUCUCUGGAGAGCUCAUUAACUCAAUUGCGGACACUUUCGUCGGCACCUCUACAUACAUGAGCCCGGAGCGUAUACAGGGCGCGCAGUACACUGUGAAGUCCGACGUGUGGUCCCUCGGCAUCUCGCUCAUCGAGCUCGCGCUCGGCCGGUUCCCAUUCGCGGAGUCGUCCUCUGACGACUCGGAUCUCUCCGACUUCGAGGGCACGCUUUCGCCCAGCCGACCGCACCCCACUAUCUCACUUACGAGGGAGCAGAAGGACAAGAAGAAGAAGCGGAAGAGCAAGGGGGUCAGCCUGCAGGGCGGGGGCAUGACUAUGAGCAUCCUCGAGCUCCUCCAGCACAUCGUGAACGAGCCUGCGCCUCGUCUCACACCCGAGGGCCGAUUCCCGAGGGAGGCGGAGGACUUCGUGGACAGCUGUCUGCUCAAGGACCCGGAUGCGCGGAAGACACCGAAGGACCUGCUCAAACACUCAUGGAUCGAGCGGUCCAGGACGGCGACGAUAGACCUCGAGGCGUGGGCUUCGACGUUCUAG